Ilyonectria robusta is the source of this 725-nucleotide messenger RNA. RefSeq lists its product as uncharacterized. The record is from RefSeq and is a predicted model, not a curated record. The coding region runs from base 67 to 324 and encodes 85 amino acids. The transcript has a single exon. NCBI's taxonomy places the organism in Eukaryota, Fungi, Ascomycota, Sordariomycetes, Hypocreales, Nectriaceae.
GGGCAAUCAGGCAGCAAUCUAAGGCAUCAAGUGUGAGAAGCCGCCGAUGCCUCAGAAAAAUAAUCCAUGGCAGCGAGUCACUAUUUGCCUCUUUGCGCCGUCUGGCUUCUAUUUUUUUCCUUUUCAAGUUCAUGGCGAUUUUGGUACCUGCGGUGUCUCCGUUCCCAUGUUGCAGUGUUAAUACCACCCCAAAAUUGGAUGUGUUCCCUGUCUAUUCUGAUUCCACCACCACAAUCUACCUUGGGAGAUGUGCAUCUCCAUGUCUCAUCAGUGUCAGUAAAAAAUGGAUCCCAGACACUGUGGCUCCCUGACCUUGGCCCUUGACGUCAUGUUUCCCUGGCCCCUGAUUGGCUGAUAUCAUUUCAGUUUUUUCACGCACCCAUUCAUUUGUGUUUGGUGACCUUGUUGGCGCUCCUCGUUCUGCGUGCUCCCCCAGUAAGCCGGAGACCUCCGCGAGAUUCAACAGACCUAAUUUGCUUCGGGAACGAAGCUAAAUUAUCCACAGCGUACUGUUCUCUGCGUCGCUACCUGCGGUGUCUCCUUGUGCUGAACUCGCAGUAAAAACUACUUGUAAGCACUGCCUCUCCCAGAACAAUCCUUCCCGGUCAAGUUGCGUUGAGCUUCCACCCCCAUGACUCAUUCGCCGUUUGUUGGCGAAUGGCGAUAGGUAGAGGAUUUGCCCCUUGUCAUUCACUGUGAAGCUGAGUCUGUGUACUCCCUCGGUG